This is a messenger RNA of Cryptomeria japonica (Japanese cedar), 1329 nucleotides long. Its product is annotated as laccase-12-like. Lineage: Eukaryota; Viridiplantae; Streptophyta; Pinopsida; Cupressales; Cupressaceae. The transcript has 6 exons. The coding region runs from base 1 to 1329 and encodes 442 amino acids. The record is from RefSeq and is a predicted model, not a curated record. Gene Ontology annotation, molecular function: oxidoreductase activity; copper ion binding.
AUGGAGAGCAGUGGAGGAGGAGGUAGGGUUUCUUUUGGAGAAUGCAAUGAUGGAGAGGCAGACGAUGACAAUGACGAUGGUGCCCUUAACCACCCUCUAUUUGGUCGUGUCGCUGGUUUGGAUGCUUGGUUUUCUCUGCCCCACGUUGUUGACAGUGCUUUGGUGGCUAUUGCGGUAGAGUACCUGAUGGUUUUGGAGAUGCUCAUGGAGAUAUUUGAUGGUGGACUAUGUGCACUUUCCUGGUGUGGGAAGGAGGUUCUGUGGGGAAGAGCUUCUAGUGCUCGGGAGAGGUGGAACAGUGAUCCCAUCGAAGUCGAAGAGAAAGCAAAACUCAGUGGAGGAACAACGAAUUUCCCUGUAGAACACGGAAAAACCUACCUACUUUGUAUCGUAAAUGCUGCAGUCAAUAAUCACCUCUUUUUCAAGAUUGCAUCACACAAUCUUACAGUGGUAUCUGUGGAUGCCUCCUACACAAAGCCAUACACAACAGACAUACUGAUGUUAACAUCUGGUCAGACUACAGACGUUCUUCUCACGGCCAAUCAAGCCGAAGCCAGAUAUUAUAUGGCCGCCAAAGUAUACACCACUCAAUCUGAAGCAAAUAUUGAUAACACCACAACAACCGCCAUUUUAGGCUACGUGGGCUCUAAUUCAUCUGCCACUCCAAUCCUCCCUGACCUUCCAGUAUACAAUGACACUGCAACAGUGAUCACAUUUACCCGAUCCUUACGAAGCCUGUCUUCAGAGGAGCAUACAGUGGACGUUCCACAAAGCAUAAGCGACAGUAGCAUCAUAACCGUAGGACUUGGUUUAAUUCCUUGUGAAACCGGCCGUAACUGUAGUGGCCCUAACAAUACCAGACUGGCUGCGAGUAUGAACAAUAUAUCUUUUGUGCUGCCUGAUGUCGCCAUUCUGCAAGCUUAUUACUUCGGCGUUAAUGGAGUCUUUACCACCGACUUUCCUUCCAACCCACCAGUUGUGUAUAAUUAUACCGGCGAUGGAACCAAUAUCUUCCAAGCAGAUAACCAUCCAAUGCAUAUUCAUGGGUAUGACUUUUAUAUUGUAGGAGAGGCUUUUGGUAAUUAUGAUAAUGAAACAGAUCCGAGCUCUUUCAAUCUGGUCGAUCCACCUCAACGAAAUACAGUAGGGGUUCCUGCCAAUGGAUGGGCCGCUAUCAGAUUCAAAGCUGACAAUCCAGGUGCAUGGUUCGUACAUUGUCACUUUGAUGACCAUGUAACAUGGGGAUUGGAUACUGUCUUUAUUGUGAAGAACGGCCCUAGUGCUUUGGAAAGUUUGAUCCCUCCUCCUGCUGACCUCCCCAAGUGCUAA